AUGCACCGAGAACUGGAUACACUCGCUACAAGCGAGGCCUUGGAGGUAGAGCGCAAAGUUGCCCAGCGGCGUGUGUACUUUCUUACCUUUGUUGUUUUCUCCGUGGUUGCAGGAGGAUCCUUUGCGUGUGUCUCCUUUGGCAUUUCUGAGAUUGUGAGCCAUGACUCCAUACUUAUGAACGACGGACUUGGGGAGGUCAUGACUGUCCUCGGGAUAUGUUUUACGCUCCCGUGUGUGUUUUGUGUUGUAGUUUUUGCGGCAUUGACGUUAGGCCUCUCACGCUGUCCAUCCACCCCCCAUUUUGGUACCCUCGCCGUCAUUGGGCUGACCUUGAUUUCCUUUGUGGCUCAACAGAUCUUGUGCGACGCGUUUUUUUUUCACUUUGUUGGUGCUGCCGCGGCCGCCGUUGUGGUUGCGGACGUGUGUGUUUUUGCAACAUAUAUAUUUAUGCGCUACCGGGGCCUUUACGUCCAGACUGUUUUGAGUGUUCUGCUGUUUGUGGGGAAAACAGCCGCUUUGUGGGGUGUGACGUUUACCCCCCGUGCGGAGGAGGAGCCGAAGCCGCGGAGGCUCAGCUCCAGUGGUCUCUUUGCGAUGCUCGUCUUAACGGUUUCUAUUGUUCAACUUCCGUUGUACGCUACCGCGGCGCGUGAGCGGUCAGGGCCGGAUGACACGUCUGUGGCGGAGAACAGUAUUGUGGAAAACUUCAACAAUAACUUCAACCUUUUUCUCCUUCACUUGCUAAAUUCCCUUGACAUUUUCACUGUGUACGGCUCUGUUGUUUUUCCCUCUGCACCAGAAAGUUCUCUUCCAACACUGUCGAAACCGUUUAGGGUGCUUAUUUUUAUCAUUGUCAGCAUUGCGUUUGUCGGGAACAACGUUGGUGUGGUUCACUUAUUUUAUGCACGUGAUGGGGUUGAGCAGGCAGAGCUUGCGUGUUUGCCGAAGAGGUUGCGCGAUGCCACCAAUCAGUGGAGCAGCACUGAUGUAGGUGGAAGCCACAAGCGUCGUAUUCUUCAAUACAUGCUGCUUCUUAUUCUUGUGUGCGAUGCUCCCUUGUUGGCGGUACGAACGCAGCUCUGGUGGCGAGACCAGCAGAUGCUAAGCGUGUUUCUCGUGAAGAACAUCAAGGCGAUUCUUGACACAUUUAUGGUGGUGCUGCGCGUGGACCGUUCACGUGGAUCCGCCGAACGUGUGUGGGACCCCUUUGCCGAGAUUCGGUGA
This is a messenger RNA of Trypanosoma conorhini, 1224 nucleotides long. RefSeq lists its product as uncharacterized. The coding region runs from base 1 to 1224 and encodes 407 amino acids. NCBI's taxonomy places the organism in Eukaryota, Euglenozoa, Kinetoplastea, Trypanosomatida, Trypanosomatidae. The record is from RefSeq and is a predicted model, not a curated record. The transcript has a single exon.